CACCUUGGACCCUAGUCACCCUAGUUCCGAAAAAGAAACAAACGAAGGAAAGCGAACGCAGCCUCAACCACAUGGUGCGUACGUCAUUCCUCUUCCCCCGUCAUGCAGCGCGGCAGCAGCAGCGGUUUGAGUAGCAGACGACGCGCUCUUUUUUCGAGUCUAGCAGACGACGCGUGAUCCCCAGCGCGCGAUGCCCGACUUAAAACCUGCAAGUCACGACAGGGACACCUCUCAGUUGGUCUCACACGAAGCCGAACACCGAAAAAGGUUUCACAGAUGGCAACGUUUCCACAUUGCCCUCUUUAUCGGAUCUUUCCUGUGCUCCCUCGCCGGUAUUUUGGCCUUUGGAUUGCUCCUGAAGAACUUCGACCAGUUCUGUCCCCUGUUUGCGGAUCCUCGCGUGCGUUGGGAUAGCGAUGAGCAAAGAUACGUAUUCGACGUGAACAAUUCGACGUCGGGUUCGUUGGAGACGUGCCGUUUCUGCCUCUUCACGACAGUGGCGUCGUUCAUCUACGCCUUUCUAUGGGUGUGGAUCUUCUGCUCCUUCUUCGGCACUGUGACUGCCAUUCCCAAAGAGCGAAUCAGCGCCCCCUGGAAGGUGGUUCCACCCGCGGUCCUGCUCACCUGCCUGUUCUCCUCACUGAUGCUCGUCUGCGCCAUCCUGGUGACGGUGGGUCAGGCGAGGUUCUGCGCCUCGUUGGAGCGGCAAAUGCGACUUCGAUGCUCAGACGCACAAGGAAAGGAAUGGAGACCUGGCAAAGUCAAAAUGAGCAAUUUCUACACACUCUUCUCAAGAUCAGAGUUUGCCAUGUGGCUUGCUGCAGCCUUCUGGUUCCUCAACUCCAUCUUGCUGUGCGGUCGCUGCGUCGUUCUCCCCAAGGCAUCGGCGACCGCUGUGGCUACCUCCGACGCCGGUUCUCCAGCGAAGCAUCGGCACAGCCACACGACGUGAAGGCGUGCACGCAUAUCCUUUGUGUCGCACUGAGACUCCCCUUCAGAAACCGUUGUGCUCAAACAGUGUGCUGUGUUUGUCUUUUUUUUGUUUUGUUUGUAGAGGUCAAAGUGCUGUUUACAGACAAGCGUGUGGGCACUGCACAUGUGCAGAAACUGGAUACGAGUCGGGCGGUGUCUGCGGACGUGUCGUGCCGACAGUGGGGCCACAACAACGGCACGACGUCGGACCUCUCCUGGAAAGGCGACGGGAAUUUCACGUAGUCAUUAUGACAGCUCGUAAUUUUCAAUGCGCAGAAACUGGAUACGCGUCGGGCGGUGUCUGCGAGCGCGCAGUGCCGACAGUGGGGCCACCGCAACGGCGCAACGUCGGACCUCUCUUGGGAGGGCCACGGGAAUUUUGCGUCGUCAUUAUGACAGCUCGUAAUUUUCAAGCUCGGUGGUACCUUGUGAAAAUUGCUAUUAGGGAGUUUUGGUAAAUCGUUCUGACAACUCCGAUGGCGAUAAUCCCGAUAACAAUACGACGCAUGCGCAGAGGAGCCGGCGGAGCAUCGGGUAUGAUUAUCGGAGCUGUCGUAAUGAUCUAUUCAAUGUUUUACAAAACCACAAUUUAAAAAAAAAAAAAAAAAAAAAAAGCUCUUUAUAGGUUUGUUUUGAUUUCUGUGCAGUUUGGCAAAUCACGAAAAGGAAAAAUCAUAAUGAAUCACCCAAGUGUUUUACUUUAAGUUUACAAAAUGCGCAAUUCAAAAGAAGCUCAUAAUCAUAAUAAAAAAGAAUGACAAAAUUUUUAGUUUGGAGCAAAUAGUACAGAAUUUACUAAAUAAUAAAACUUCAGGAAGUCUUAAAAACUGUUUCUCUUUCUUAACAUUUUUGUUUUCAAUGAAAAAGAAUUGAGGGGAUAAGUAAAACAACUUGAAAAUUAUCUAAAAAAAAAAAAGUCAGAUUAAUGUUUUUUUUUUUACCAGAGUUUAACUUGUAAAGAUUGCACAAGUUGACUGACUUCUUUUUCUAGGCUUAGGAGGGCCACAACACCACAGCGAAGAGUGUUCUGAAAACACUAGGCCUAUGACGCCACACCUUAUCCAAUCGCAGAUGUCGGCCAAAAAAGGCAGACGACAGCCCUUUUCGUUUUCUUGAAAAGAAAACAUCAGCGCUGUCUGCUCUACAAAAAUAUACAGCGGGAAAGAGCGAGUUUCGUUCGAGGUUAAGAUGACAAAGGAGGACUGGAAUAAGUAGAAAGUCAACUUACAAAAAACUAACAGGAAGUUUGACAUCACAGGUUGGGGUCUAGGUCCAUCUUGGUCCCACACGCAGCGCGAUUCGUCUUGGCGACGCUCCAGGGAUUUCGCACCACAUGUCAGUUGCACGAGCCAAGAGACACGUUUCUGUUUUCUUUUAAAAAAAAUAAAUGUUUUUAAUCAACUCGCAAAAACCACGUCAAACGAUGAAAACAAGCAGGAACGGCACCUGUCAAGGGGCCAGUAAUGACGUUGUACACUAAAAAAAUGUGCUAAGUAGUAUACGGUAAAAUGUAAAUGAGAUCAACUCGAUAAGCCUUAAAGGGGCAUGUUUUCUGAGAUCGUCUCUUCAUUACUUUACAUUGGCCUAGAAUGGUAUAUUCUAGGCUGCUGUAAUUUUGCACGCUCAACCUAUGCAUUCUAAGGCAUCCUAGAAAACCCAGAAUUACAACCAUCCGUGUACUUUAUGCUAUUUAGAAAGCAACCACGCACACAUAACGACACACCGAUUUCCUGAGAUACAUUUCAGAAAAGCGGCGUGUCGCAAUAUUUGGUCACUUAUUUAAUAGGGAAAACGGCUACGCACGA
This is a messenger RNA of Ixodes scapularis (black-legged tick), 2777 nucleotides long. RefSeq lists its product as uncharacterized. Bases 191 to 952 code for a protein of 253 amino acids. The record is from RefSeq and is a predicted model, not a curated record. The transcript is spliced from 4 exons. NCBI's taxonomy places the organism in Eukaryota, Metazoa, Arthropoda, Arachnida, Ixodida, Ixodidae.